Molecule: messenger RNA, 2400 nt
Organism: Penicillium arizonense
Lineage: Eukaryota; Fungi; Ascomycota; Eurotiomycetes; Eurotiales; Aspergillaceae
Product: elongation factor G
Exons: 4
Coding region: 1-2400 (799 amino acids)
Biological process (GO): mitochondrial translational elongation
Cellular component (GO): mitochondrion
Molecular function (GO): GTP binding; translation elongation factor activity; GTPase activity
Source: RefSeq, a predicted model, not a curated record
AUGCGGUCUCCUUCUCUUGCACGGUUACAAUCCCGUGCGGUGUCUGGCUUGACCAGAUCGGCCCGUUUCCAGCCUCAGACUCUCCUGCGCCAGCGGUGCGCUUCCACAGCCGCAUUCCGGUCCGCCGCUGUCGCGCCGGCUUAUCAGUCGAAGUUGGGACAAUGGGACCAGCGACGCAAUGCUUCUGCUGCUGCGUCUGCAGUUCUCGAGGCUGCUAAGGCCAACCCGGAUGGCCUGUCCCAAGCCGCCAUUAUUGACAAUCUUGAUCCGGUCGAGGCCGCUCGUCUUGACAAGUGCCGUAACAUCGGUAUUGCGGCCCAUAUCGACAGCGGCAAGACCACCUGUACCGAGCGAGUCCUUUUCUACACUGGUCGUAUCAAGGCUAUCCACGAGGUCCGCGGGCGUGACAGCGUCGGUGCCAAGAUGGAUUCCAUGGAUCUGGAGCGUGAGAAGGGUAUCACCAUUCAGUCCGCCGCUACUUUCUGUGACUGGGUCAAGAAGGAUAAGGAGGGCGUUGACCACAAGUACCACCUCAACCUGAUCGAUACCCCCGGCCAUAUUGAUUUCACCAUCGAGGUCGAGAGAGCGCUGCGCGUUCUGGACGGUGCCGUCAUGAUUCUGUGUGCUGUCUCCGGUGUCCAGUCCCAAACGAUUACCGUCGAUCGCCAGAUGCGCCGCUACAACGUUCCCCGUAUUUCUUUCGUCAACAAGAUGGACCGCAUGGGUGCCAACCCCUUCAAGGCGGUUGACCAGAUCAACACUAAGCUCAAGAUUCCUGCUGCUGCCGUACAGGUUCCCAUUGGUACCGAGGACGAGUUCGAGGGUGUCGUGGAUCUGAUUCGCAUGAAGGCUCUUUACAACGUUGGUUCCAGUGGUGAGGAGAUCAUGGAGAAGGACGAAAUUCCCGAGAAGGUCAAGGCUUUGGCCGAGGAACGCCGCAGUAUGCUCAUCGAGACUCUAGCCGAUGUCGACGAUGAGAUUGCUGAAAUGUUCUUGGACGAGAUCACUCCCAGCGAGGAUCAGAUCAGAGCUGCUAUCCGUCGCUCUACCAUUGGACUGAAGUUCACUCCUGUCUUCAUGGGUUCCGCUCUCGCCAACAAGUCUGUUCAGCCUAUGCUGGACGGUGUUAUUGAUUUCCUUCCCAACCCUUCGGAGGUCGAGAACUUGGCUCUUGACCAGAAGCGUGGCGAAGCCUCCGUCAAGCUUGUUCCCUACAACUCACUUCCCUUCGUCGGUCUCGCCUUCAAGCUGGAAGAGAGCAACUUCGGUCAAUUGACCUACAUCCGUGUGUACCAGGGUACUCUCCGCAAGGGCUCCAACGUUUUCAACGCCCGUAACAACAAGAAGGUCAAGGUUCCCCGUAUCGUCCGCAUGCACUCCAACGAGAUGGAGGAAGUCAGCGAGAUCGGUGCUGGUGAGAUCUGUGCCGUGUUCGGUAUUGAGUGUGCUUCCGGUGAUACCUUCACCGACGGACAGCUCGACUACAGCAUGUCGUCCAUGUUCGUCCCCGAGCCCGUCAUCUCGCUCUCCAUCAAGCCCAAGCAGAGCAAGGACGGCGCCAACUUCUCCAAGGCCAUGGCCCGUUUCCAGCGGGAGGAUCCUACUUUCCGCGUGACCUACGACAGCGAGAGUGACCAGACCAUUAUCUCCGGUAUGGGUGAACUUCACCUGGACAUCUACGUCGAGCGAAUGCGCCGCGAGUACCGCGUCGACUGCGAGACUGGCCAGCCCCAGGUCGCCUACCGUGAGACUAUCGGCCACCGCGUUGAGUUCGACCACCUGCUCAAGAAGCAGUCCGGUGGACCCGGUGAAUACGCCCGUGUCAUGGGAUGGAUGGAGCCCACCGGCGCUCUCGAGGAGAACAAGUUCGAGCAGCAAGUCGUCGGAGGUUCCAUUUCCGAGAAGUUCCUGUACGCUUGUGAGAAGGGAUUCAACCUCUCUUGUGACAAGGGUCCUCUCAUCGGACACAAGGUACUUGGUACUCGCAUGGUCAUCAACGACGGUGCCACUCACAUGACUGAUUCCUCCGAAAUGUCCUUCAAGAACGCCACCCAGCAGGCGUUCCGCAAGGCUUUCGCUGAGUCUCAGCCCUCCGUCCUGGAGCCUCUCAUGAAGACGGUCGUUACCGCCCCUACCGAGUUCCAGGGUGAUGUUAUCGGUCUGCUGAACAAGCGUGGUGCCACCAUUAACGACACCGAGACUGGUGUUGACGAGUUCACUAUCUACGCUGACUGCAGUCUGAAUGGCAUGUUCGGCUUCAGUACUAACCUGCGCGCUGCCACCCAGGGCAAGGGUGAAUACACCAUGGAGUUCAGCCACUACGAGAAGGCUCCUCCUCAGAUGCAGAAGGAACUCAUCGCCAAGUACCUGAAGGCCCAGGCCGACAGACACAAGAAAUAA